CUGAAAAUUACCUUUUCUGUUGAAACUACAUACUUCCGUUCCGAUCGCUUCCAUGCAGUGUCCAUUUAAUCACCUUAGAUUAUCACAUUUGCCACAUUUAUAGUUGUUAGCACAUCAUGAUCAGCUCGUUGAUCUCACUUGCAUUUUUUGUGUUGUGUUGUCUUGCAGGUUCUCGUAUCAUGACGCCCAAUGGAGAGUCUACAAAUUAUAUACCACAACCACAACCAAGCUCCGUUCCAUUCACGACACUGAUAAACGAAAGUAUGAUGUUGACGCAGUCAACAUUGAACCCUCCAGUAAUGACAGUUGCACCUCCUGUAUCCACGGGUACGGUACCUCCUGCAGAUAUUGCCUCAGUACCACCCAUUCAAGUAGUUUACCCACCUAUAGUUUUCACAGUGAACGAAUCAUUCAUGUUGAAUGGUACCUCAUCAGCAUCAAACCCUCCAAUGGCGCCAGGUUCCCCAUCAUUUUCGCCUCCCAUAACAACUGGUACGAUAAUUUCUAACUCACCUAUAGUUCCCAUUAUAAAUGAAUCACUGAUGUUGAGUAGCUCAACUGUGGGAGUUAAUACAGUUUCAGGAAGUAAUAGCGCAGAUUUAUUGAAACCGACACCACUUACUAUAGAUACUGCUUCUAUGUUAACCAGUACAUUGACUCCACCAAGUAUAUCUACAGUAACAUCUCCACCAAUAGAUAUAACAACUUUUCUGGUUUCUAUCAAUCAAUCAUUAAUGAUCCAACCUUCUUCUUCGAGUACUUCUUCACCUUCUGCAGUAUCUCUUUCUCCUCCUACUACCGCUUUUGUAGUUACUCCAGGAUCAGCUCCAACCACUGGUUCAGUAACAACUGGUAUUUCAACCACUGCUUCUUCCGCCACCACACAAUCUAGUACCUCUCCAAUUGACUCUGUCGUUCCACUUUCAGCAUCUUCUGUAGAUACCGCAUCUUCUUCAGAGGUAGAACUUAACAUGGGUGUGGAGAAAACGGCUGAACAAACAAUAACUUCGUGUUCGCGUUACAAAAAUUUGCAGAUGGUAUGCUCAGAUUCUACCACUGAUGAGAAAAUUGAAACCAACGCAAUUAUUUUAGAUACGAAUGAAAUUUUGAAUACCAGUCUUGCUGCUCCAGUAUUUGAAAUUGCAGUCCCCUCUGAAAUUAAAAUUUUUGUAAAUAUCACAUCUAACCCAACUUUUAACAUUCACAUUUCUACUGAUCCUCCUGUUACCGAAGUCACUGAAGAUACUGUUAUUAUCGAGGUGAUAAGAGAAAACGAACAUUUCAAUAUAUCAAAUGUUCCAUCUCUUCCUGUAAACAUUUCUUCCGAACCUCCUGUGACUGAAGUCACCGAAGAAGCAGUUGAAAUUAUUGAUGGGAACGAAAACAUAAGCAUGUCUCCACAAUCUCAAGACAUAAUUUUUGAGGAUUCCAUUGAAAAUACUGUUUCAGAAGUCCCUAUUUAUAUUGAUUUGUCAGAUCCGAACAGAGUAGAUGUCGAUUUUGGUAUGACAACGUCAUCAUCAUCGCCUCUGACAACAGUUUCAACCACUACCAGUACUCCAGCAACCAUACCAACUCCUGUACCCAAAAGGAAGUUUGAGGAGAAGUGUUUGGAGUAUUACAAUAUUGGCAAAAGAACAACUAGAAAAACUAAAGUUCAAGUUUUCAUUAUUGGUGGUGAAAAUUCGAGAGAGAAAGAAUUUCCUCAUAUGGCGGCUUUGGGCUAUGGAAAACAAAACCAACAACAGUGGUUAUGCGGGGGAAGCCUGAUCAGUGAAAAUUACGUGUUGACAGCUGCCCAUUGUUUAACAGCAAAAUCUCUAGGUGACAUUCAAUACGUCAGACUUGGAACUACUACUCUCCAAACGGAAACUUUGAAUUCCGAAGAUUUCAACGUAAUCAGGAGGAUUCCUCAUCCGGGUUAUGUCCAAGGAAAACAGUACAACGAUAUCGCAUUGCUUCAGUUGGACCGACCUGUUGAUUUCUCAGAUUAUAUUGCACCAAUAUGUUUGUCAGACUUUAAGGAUUUUGUCAACACGAAGUUGAUAGCUACGGGAUGGGGAAAAGUUGAAGCAGAUGGUAUCGGCAGUCCAGAGUUGCAGAAAGUUGAGCUAGAAUAUUAUCCUAAUGAUGUUUGUCAAGUGGCUUACGACAGUAUUUCCUUGGAAGACUUGCCGAAUGGAAUAUCAGAAGAAACACAGAUUUGUGCAGGAGCCUUCGACGGGUCAAGAGACACUUGCCAG
Molecule: messenger RNA, 2243 nt
Organism: Leptinotarsa decemlineata (Colorado potato beetle)
Lineage: Eukaryota; Metazoa; Arthropoda; Insecta; Coleoptera; Chrysomelidae
Product: clotting factor G beta subunit
Biological process (GO): proteolysis
Molecular function (GO): serine-type endopeptidase activity
Source: RefSeq, a predicted model, not a curated record